AAUUAAUUAUUUUGGAUGUCGUUGGUUUUCACUCGUUUUCUCUCUCUGCUUUUCAAUUUCUCAACUUUGUUUCCAUUCCAAUUUCCAUGUGCACCAACACUUGCUUGUACCUUCCAAUCCCAUUUCCUUCAUCUUCUACUCUGCUUUUCUCUGAUCGAGCUAUGAUGAAGAAUUCACCUUAAAGAGCAUAGUUUUUGCCAUUCCUAGAUAAGCAAUGGUUGCGGAAUCAUGGUUUCGUAGUCUGUGGAGGACUCCUCGGAAGCAUGAUGCUAAUUCUGAGAAGGAGGUGAUUGGAGUAUUAGCAUUUGAAAUAGCAAGCUUGAUGUCCAAGCUGGUUAAUUUAUGGCAAUCGUUGAGUGAUAAACAUAUAUCUAGGUUGAAAGAGGAGAUCACAAAUUCAAUUGGCAUAAAAAAGCUUGUUUCAGAUGAUGAUCAUUUCAUUGAACGGUUGAUCUGUAUGGAGAUCGUUGAGAAUAUGGCACACGUGGCCGAGUCCGUAGCUAGGCUUGCAAAGAAAUGCAAUGAUCCGAUUUUGAAAGGUUUUGAGAACACCUUUUAUGGGUUUAUCACUACGGGUACAGAUCCAUAUGGGUGGGAAUUAACUUGCAAAAAGAUGGAAAAAAAGAUUAAAAAGUUUGAAAAAUUUAUAUCAACUAAUGCAAGUCUGUAUCAAGAGAUGGAGGUGCUUGUUGAUCUGGAGCAAACUCUUGCAAGAGUGAAGCCUAAUAAUGAGUCAGAUGGCGUGAGUCUAAGUGAGUAUCAGAAGAAAGUUGCAUGGAAAAGGCAUGAGGUGAAGAACUUGCGGGAUGUUUCUCUGUGGAACAGGACAUAUGAUUACACGAUACAUCUUUUGGCAAGAUCCUUAUUCACAAUAUUCUCUAAGAUCAACCAUGUUUUCGGAAUUCAAGAGAUGGUAGAUGAUGGUGGGACCAAUAACUCGAGUGUCUUAAACUCUGAUAGCAUUUAUAGAAGUCAAUCAGUUUCUGCAUUAUUUCAAUCUUCAUUCCACUCAUCACAGAAUAAUAUUGCCAGAUUUUCUUCAGGACCUCUUAAUACUAUUACUGCUAGAUCAGGUCCAAUUGUUAGAACAAAUAAAGCCAGCAUCUCUCAUUCAGGUCCCCUUGGUGACUCAUCCACAAAGUCAGGCCCAAUUUUAGGAAAGCAUACAAAUGUCAAUUUUUACUCAGGUCCCCUCGGAAGGAACAUGCAUCAAUCAGUCCCACUCACUAGAACAAAAAAAAUGAGCAAGAUUUGGAACUUUUAUAAACACUCUGCCGCCAUAACUGGGAAGGAAACUCACACAAGACAUAGUCGAAUGACUCAAGUUGGACCUUUCAAAGGAUGUAUGGCUUGGGACAGUUCCUCUGUCAUUGACUGCCAUUCAAAUGCAAGUGGCGUUCAUUGUGGGAUUCAGAAUCCAAAGGUACUUCAUCAUACUCAAUCAGUCUUCAAAUCUCUGUGCAAGCUAUUAAACCCUCCACCUGAAACCCUUGGUGCAGCUGCUUUAUCACUUCACUAUGCAAAUGUUAUCAUUGUGAUUGAGAAGCUAGCUGCUUCUCCACACUUGAUCAGUCUCGAUGCAAGAGAUGACCUGUACAACAUGUUACCAAGACGUGUCAGAAUUGCCCUCAAGGCCAAAUUAAAGCCAUAUACCAAGACCAUGGCAUCGGCAUCAGUCUUUGACACAGGUCUUGCAGGAGAAUGGAACGAAGCAAUGUCAAGCAUAUUGGAAUGGUUGGCACCGCUUGCUCAUAACAUGAUAAGAUGGCAAACUGAGAGGAGUUUUGAGCAGCAGAGCUUUGUUUCCCGAACGAAUGUGCUGCUGGUACAAACCCUUUACUUUGCAAAUCUAGAAAAGACAGAAGAAAUAAUCACCGAGCUUCUUGUGGGUCUGAAUUAUGUCUGCAAAUAUGGCAGGGAGCUCAAUGCAAAAUCUCUGGCAGAGUGCGGCAGUUUUAGGGUUGGCAAUGAAUAUCUUAAUCUGAAUAUAUAAAGACUUUGCAGUAAGGCUAAGGUUAUGGCCAUUUCCCACAGGAGUCCAGUUCCUUGCCAGGGACUGGAAUGAGGACAUGGAGAUAGACCAACAGUCGUCUUCUUGAAUCAACAAAUGAAAUUGAAAUGAUAGUUGAAGUAUGGGAGAAAUAUCUACAUUCCCAUUAUCAUGGUAAUUUAGUAUCAGAAUGUGUUUCUGGCGAGGAUUUUUUUUCUCUUGGUUUUGAAUAUUUAUUGUUGAUUCUCUUUGAUGAGUUUCAAAUCAUUAGAACUAGAACUUGGAUGGCUCUUUUCAAUGUUGUCAUUCUUCCUGUUUGAAGAGUUCCUACAUGGUGUUUAGGGUGUGCAUAUCUAUCAGCAUCAUUAUAUGUUAAAUUGUAUAGUGCGAUCACACGAUGAUAAUUGGUUAUUUAUCUAUAUCUUCUGAAUUUGUCAGGCAAAAAAUUGUCAUAGUACAGAUAUUAAGUACCGUGAUCUUCUCUCUUUUAUGCAACAAUUGCACAGAUUGAAACGCUGCUUUCUGUCA
Molecule: messenger RNA, 2518 nt
Organism: Medicago truncatula (barrel medic)
Lineage: Eukaryota; Viridiplantae; Streptophyta; Magnoliopsida; Fabales; Fabaceae
Product: protein PSK SIMULATOR 3
Exons: 2
Coding region: 215-1993 (592 amino acids)
Biological process (GO): positive regulation of growth
Source: RefSeq, a predicted model, not a curated record